This is a messenger RNA of Micromonas commoda, 306 nucleotides long. RefSeq lists its product with no specific name. The transcript has a single exon. The record is from RefSeq and is a predicted model, not a curated record. Gene Ontology annotation, molecular function: acyltransferase activity, transferring groups other than amino-acyl groups. The coding region runs from base 1 to 306 and encodes 101 amino acids. NCBI's taxonomy places the organism in Eukaryota, Viridiplantae, Chlorophyta, Mamiellophyceae, Mamiellales, Mamiellaceae.
AUGGCUGCGGAGGUGACGAAGGUGGCGGUUUCGCCGAGGGCGAGACGGGGCGGGUUCGGCAGGUUCAUGCUGUGGACCGCGGUCAACGCGGCGAAGGCUAACGGGGCCUCGGAGGUGCGCCUGCGCGUGGAGAGCACCAACGAGGCGGCGGUUAAGAUGUACGAGCAGCAGGGUUUCGUCGUGGACACGGGGCGGGGCGUGGACGGGGUCUCCUUCGACUUCUACGGACCCACGAGGCACGCGUUGAACAUGGUCGUCAACGUCGAGGGUGAUAACUGGGUCCUGCCCCGCGUGCUGGGACCUUGA